UCAGAAAUGAUGCUUGUGGGACACGUGCUGGCUGUGUUGGCAGUCUCUAUGUUCAGUUGCACUAUGGCUAUUGACGGUAACGUAACAAGCAACGAGACAAAAGCAGUAGAUGAAAUGCACAACCUCAAAUGUCAAAAUUUCAAAGUUUCGAUCCGUCUUCUUAAACCUCCUUCAGAGCCAAGAGGUAGUGAGGGAUAUGAUAAAAUGGAGUGCAACAUUUGUGAGAACGUUAAACUCAUCUACAGAUGCUACCCGUGCUUUCAAUCUUUGAAAUUUAUCGGUUUAAAGCAUCUUCCUGACAACACAACUGCAGCAACCUUUGUCAUGAAUUUUGGCUGUGAAGGACGACAUCUAAGAGUCUUGGAAUCUGUUUUGAAAAAUGGCAGCAUUGUAAGCGCUGAUUGCUUCGAAGCAGAGUGUCCUCCAGAAUCACCAGAAAUCCAUCUUGUCCAGCCAUGCAUAACACCUGCUAUUACCCAGUGUUCAACGCAAGUUUGCCAAGCACCUGAAACCUACAGCGUAACACCCUAYCCCACUGACUGCCCCCCAGCUGUACCCCCACAGAUUCCCAUGAUACCACCUCACGAACCAAAACCAAUCCCAGCACCACAAGUURUCCAUCACAUCACUUACCCAGUCGCCAAUUCCCCGUACCCAGAUCCCUACAACCACGUAACGGAACACUAUGUUCMCACAACUGUUGAACCCCCAACUGACGGUCACCAAGGUGAAGCACCACCGGAGAACCACAAGGAGCAAGACAAGCAAGAUGACGAGAAGCCUUCCGAUGAACCAAAUCAAGAAAAAGAGAACAAGGAAGAGAACAAACCAGCUCAGCCACAAGCAGUCGGUGUUUUUGGACAGACCUUUGUCAAUGGACAAUUACAACCAMCUUAUCCACCCGUACAAGGAAACCUUCCUGGCCAAUCAGGGCUGCCUCAUCUCCCAUACCCUCUCCAGCAACCUUUGGCCAUUCCAGGSCAGGUCCCUGCUCCAGUCMCRUACCCUUUCGGAGCAUGUCAUCCAAACUGCGCCCACUCAUGCUCAAUGAACUGCCACCCAGCAUGCUGUAGGUCCAAGUUUGCGCCCAAAACACGCUAUAGAGCGUAUUUGCAGAAGCUGAAAGCCAUCCAGGGAUAAUAAUUUAUUAACAUAAAUAUAUUAGAAUUAUGCUACAAUGAAUUGAAACAGAAUGCGAAAUAAAUAUCAGUAGAAGUUAUCGAUUUGACAAUAUGAAAGAUUUUAUAGGYUGAUCAAUAUUUCUACCUUUUGCGAAAUGGUAUUGCAUAAGGUGCCAAGAAGAUAAACAGUCUUUGAAUCUGGAUUUAAUACCUUGUUAUAACGAAGUUUAAAUGAGUAAUUUCGAUUCGUGUAUAUACUUUAGACACGUCCUGUAUUUUGAAUAGCGUUUAAGUCGCUAAGGGAAUUACACAUAUUAUCUCUUGGGAUGAAUUAUUAUUAAUUGUUAUUUUAAUGUAUAGGACUGUACAUUUUGAACUGGAUUGGUGAGUUAACAAAUUGAAAUAAAAUG
Exaiptasia diaphana is the source of this 1531-nucleotide messenger RNA. RefSeq lists its product as uncharacterized. Bases 7 to 1140 code for a protein of 377 amino acids. The transcript has 8 exons. The record is from RefSeq and is a predicted model, not a curated record. NCBI's taxonomy places the organism in Eukaryota, Metazoa, Cnidaria, Anthozoa, Actiniaria, Aiptasiidae.